AUAUGACAGCUUGGCUCGUGGCAAUCGUUUCUUGAUAGACCACCUCAAUUGGAUUGGAUUGCUUUCAUGGAUUCAUUCCCCUUUUCUUUUCUUCCUUUCUCUCUAUGUUAUUAGUUUCGCCUUUCUUACACUUUUAUACAUAAACCCCCCUUUUCCCGGCCCCUUAUUAGCUUAUCAGAUCACCACCGGAACUGAAAAAGUAAAUUCUUGAUUUUCCGGCGAUGGAAGGAUCGGGAGGAGCCGCCGAGAAGAGGAAGCACAGCCGGCAAAGCCAGCAGGAGAAGCCGUACAGAGGGAUCCGCAUGAGGAAGUGGGGGAAGUGGGUCGCCGAGAUUCGCGAGCCGAACAAGCGCUCCAGGAUUUGGCUCGGCUCCUACUCCUCCCCCGUCGCCGCCGCCCGCGCCUACGACACCGCCGUCUUCCACCUGCGCGGCCCCUCCGCCCGCCUCAACUUCCCGGACUGCAUCGCCCGCGACGACCAGCUCCGCGACCUCUCCGCCGCUGACAUCCGAAAGAAAGCUACUGAGGUCGGAGCCCGCGUCGACGCCCUCCAGUCGGCUCUCCAUGCAUCCGCGGCCGAGCCGACCUCCCCGACCCUCAACCAGAACCGGGUCGUCCUGUUCAAACCCGACUUGAAUGAGUACCCUAGCCCCGAAAGCUCCGAGGAAGAUAUCUAAAUCUCUCAAGAUAGUGACUACGGGUUUUCCUAAUGGAUCAGAAAAAUAGGGUUACCUUAUUUCUGUGGUUGUGUAUGGUUAGGUUUUGGUUUCACAAUAUUUUAUGGUAACCCUUAGCUCCAUGAUUGAUGAUGAUGUUCUUCAAUAUAAUCCAAAGGGAUUAUAUGUUAAUAUUUACUUUCAGGUUUUUGAUCGAGUAGCUAUUUUCUUCAACUUUAUAAUCAAGAAAAAAGCAUAUAUAUAGAAUAUUAACAACUCAAAUCA
Molecule: messenger RNA, 941 nt
Organism: Ipomoea triloba (trilobed morning glory)
Lineage: Eukaryota; Viridiplantae; Streptophyta; Magnoliopsida; Solanales; Convolvulaceae
Product: ethylene-responsive transcription factor RAP2-1-like
Exons: 1
Coding region: 222-677 (151 amino acids)
Biological process (GO): regulation of DNA-templated transcription
Molecular function (GO): DNA binding; DNA-binding transcription factor activity
Source: RefSeq, a predicted model, not a curated record